AUGUAUAGUAUGCUUUGUAAAAAACGUUUUACUACCGAAAAUAUUCCCGAUUUGACUGGAAAAGUUGCUAUUGUCACGGGAGGCAACACUGGAAUUGGAUAUAUCAUAGCAAGAGAAUUAUCUCGUAAAAAUGCACAUGUAUUUAUUGCAACUCGCAAUAAAGAACGUGGCGAAGGUGCCGUAGAAAAAAUCAAAAAUGAGACUGGAAAUAAUCAAGUAGAAUUUUUACAUUUAGAUUUAAUUAGCCUUAAACUUGUAAAGCAAUCUGCUGAAAAUUUUCUUUCAAAAAAUUUACCUUUACACAUUCUUAUCAAUAACGCUGGAGUUAUGGCGACCCCAUGGUCAUUAACUGAAGAUGGGAUCCAGGAUCAAUUUGGAGUUAAUUACGUUGGACAUUUCCUUUUCACAAUGACUCUCCUCCCUAAAAUUGAAGCUUCGACACCUUCUCGAAUCGUUAACAUGGGCAGCGAAGCUCAUAGAUAUGCAUACACCGGAGUUGAAUUCGAUAAGAUUAAUCAAGAAGAUGCUCAAUCAGCUUUUCAACGUUACUGUGCAUCAAAAGUUGCCAUGAUCCUUUUUACAGAAUCAUUAUCGAAACGACUUGAAGGCAAAGAAGUUUAUGUUAAUUCAGCUCAUCCAGGGUUUGUUGCUACCGAAAUUUCAAGAGGACCAAUUAGUACUUAUGGAUUCAUUGCAGAUAUAUCAUUCAGAUUUGCUAAUAUGUUUUCUGACUAG
Messenger RNA from Funneliformis geosporum, 735 nucleotides. Lineage: Eukaryota; Fungi; Glomeromycota; Glomeromycetes; Glomerales; Glomeraceae. The record is from the annotation of a GenBank genome assembly.